UCCCACACACUAGUUUUUAGCCCUUUUAUCCUUACAAAUGCAUAGCCGGUGCCGGCAAUUGCAUCGCUACGCCCUUCAGCUUUUAGUUUCUUUCUAGCUGACUUUAUACUCUCUCAUUGACUAUUAUACAUAUUACAUAUAUAUGGAUAUGUUUCGAAGCUUCGUUAAUUACAGUUGUAAUAUGGAACAUGUCAUAACAUAUAUUUAAGUCUUUCAAGUGUUUGGUUUGACAAUUUCACACGCUCUUGAAGAACCGGCUUUAUUAUUUUUAUAAAUUAUUUAUAAUAAUAAUAGUUAUAUAUAUAAAUAAGUAUCUAGUCUUCUUGUAUAUGAAGCAGUCUCUGGUGUUUCCUUCAUCUGUUUUCUCUGUUAAGUGAGAGAAAAUUAGGGUUUGUUUCAUGGUUGGUGAUAUAUAGCUUAAAGUGUAGUGAAACAUGACUUCAAGAUCACCGAAAUCCGUAGAGCAACAGAACCGACGUGGCGCGAUUCCGCCACAGGUGACUUUCGCUAGAAGGACGUCUUCGGGCCGGUAUGUCAGCCGCUCAAGGGAAGAUCUCGAUAGUGAAAUCGACAAUACCGAGUUUAUGAACUAUACGGUUCAUAUACCCCCCACACCCGAUAACCAGCCCAUGGAUCCUUCGAUUUCACAAAGGGUGGAGGAACAAUACGUCUCGAAUUCGCUUUUUACGGGCGGGUUUAAUAGUGUGACACGAGCGCAUUUGAUGGACAAAGUGAUUGACUCCGAGAUUAACCAUCCUCAGAUGGCUGGUGCGAAAGGGUCUUGUUGUCAAGUACCGGGAUGUGGUGAGAGUGUGAUGAGUGAUGAGAGGGGUGUGGAUAUUCUUCCUUGUGAAUGUGAUUUUAAAAUAUGUCGGGAUUGUUAUAUUGACGCUGUGAAAACCGGUGAUGGGAAGUGCCCGGGGUGUAAAGAGCCGUAUAAACAAACGGAUCUUGAUGAGAAUAGCGUUGACACGCGGCAGCCUUUAUCUCUGCCGUCGAAUUUUUCUAAAAUGGAGAGACGGUUGUCGUCCAAGAUGGAGAGGAGGUUGUCGAUGAUGAAGUCAACUAAGUCGGCUAUGGUUAGGAGCCAAACAGGGGACUUUGAUCAUAACCGUUGGUUGUUUGAGACCAACGGGACCUACGGUUAUGGCAAUGCGUUUUGGCCGAAAGAUGAAGGAAUUAGUGAAGAUGGAACAGGGGUUACCCCGGCUGAACAGUUGGAACUUCUUAACAAACCGUGGCGGCCUCUUACUCGCAAACUCAAGAUACCUGCUGCUAUCAUAAGUCCUUAUAGGCUGCUAGCCUUGAUUCGGAUGGUGGUUCUUGGGUUAUUUCUUCACUGGAGAAUCACGCACCCGAACGAAGACGCAAUAUGGCUCUGGUUCAUGUCAGUUAUCUGCGAAAUCUGGUUUGCGUUCUCUUGGCUUCUUGAUCAACUUCCUAAACUCGCGCCUGUUAACCGCGCAACCGACCUCAACGUGUUAAAAGAGAAGUUUGAAACCCCGAGCCCCCAAAACCCAUCGGGAAAGUCUGAUCUCCCGGGGGUAGAUGUCUUUGUUUCUACAGCGGAUCCCGAAAAAGAACCACCGUUGGUUACCGCAAACACCAUUUUAUCAAUUCUUGCUGCAGAUUACCCUGUUGAUAAGCUAUCGUGUUACGUUUCCGAUGAUGGUGGUGCGCUUUUAACUUUUGAAGCGAUGGCAGAAGCUGCAAGCUUUGCUAAUUUGUGGGUCCCGUUUUGUCGGAAACAUGAUAUUGAGCCGAGGAAUCCGGAGUCGUAUUUUAGUUUGAAAAAAGAUCCGUUUAAGAACAAGGUGCGACAGGACUUUGUGAAGGAUCGCAGGCGGGUUAAAAGGGAGUAUGAUGAGUUUAAGGUCCGGAUUAACGGGCUUCCUGAUUCCAUUAGGAGACGUUCGGAUGCUUAUAAUGCUAGAGCAGAAAUUAAAGCCAUGAAACGUCAAAAAGAAACUGCCGGUGAUGAACUUUUGCAGCCCGUUAAGAUCCCGAAAGCAACAUGGAUGGCCGAUGCUACCCAUUGGCCCGGCACAUGGAUGAUUUCAUCUCCCGAACACUCGAGAGGUGAUCAUGCGGGUAUCAUACAAGUGAUGCUGAAGCCACCGAGUGAUGUUCCUCUUAAUGGCACGGAUGACGAGGGGAAUCUGGUUGAUUUCACUGAAGUUGAUAUACGACUUCCGCUUCUAGUCUAUGUUUCUCGUGAAAAACGUCCUGGUUAUGAUCAUAACAAGAAGGCCGGAGCCAUGAAUGCACUCGUUCGAGCCUCGGCUAUCAUGUCUAACGGGCCGUUCAUGCUUAACCUUGACUGUGAUCAUUAUAUCUACAACUCACAAGCCAUAAGAGAAGGAAUGUGUUUUAUGAUGGACCGAGGUGGGGACCGCAUUUGUUACGUGCAGUUUCCACAAAGGUUCGAAGGGAUCGAUCCUUCUGAUCGUUACGCCAAUCACAACACUGUUUUCUUCGAUGGAAACAUGCGGGCUCUCGAUGGGCUUCAAGGCCCGGUUUAUGUUGGGACCGGAACCCUCUUUCGUCGAACCGCGCUUUACGGGUUCGACCCGCCCCGGUUCAAGGAUUACCAUUCGGGUUGUUGCAGUUGUUGUUUCCCUCGGCGCAAGAAAAGCGCUGGUUCUGUUGCUUCAACUGACGAAAACCGUGCUUUGAGAAUGGGAGAUUCGGAUGAUGAAGAGAUGAAUCUUUCAUUGUUCCCAAAAAAGUUUGGUAAUUCGAGUUUAUUAAUAGACACAAUACCGAUAGCAGAGUUCCAAGGUCGACCACUCGCUGACCACCCUGCUGUUAAAAACGGGCGUCCACCUGGCGCACUCAUGAUUCCUCGAGAGCUUCUAGAUGCAUCUACCGUUGCCGAAGCGAUCAGCGUGAUUUCGUGUUGGUACGAGGAUAAAACCGAAUGGGGAAACCGAGUUGGAUGGAUUUACGGGUCAGUAACUGAAGACGUGGUGACAGGCUACCGUAUGCAUAACAGGGGAUGGAGGUCGAUAUACUGCGUGACUAAACGAGAUGCUUUCCGUGGGACCGCCCCGAUCAACCUAACCGACCGGCUUCACCAAGUGCUCCGGUGGGCCACCGGCUCAGUCGAAAUAUUCUUCUCCAAAAACAAUGCACUUUUAGCGAGUUCAAAAAUGAACCUCCUUCAACGAGUCGCUUACUUAAACGUCGGUAUCUACCCGUUCACCUCCAUUUUCCUAAUCGUAUACUGUUUCCUCCCGGCUCUUUCGCUUUUCUCCGGUGAAUUCAUCGUUCAAAGCCUUGACGUCACCUUUCUUGUCUACCUUCUCUCCAUUACCAUAACACUCUCCUUACUCGCUAUCCUCGAGAUCAAAUGGUCCGGUAUCGAGCUAGAAGAAUGGUGGAGAAAUGAACAGUUUUGGCUGAUAGGAGGUACAAGUGCACAUCUUGCUGCAGUUCUUCAAGGACUGCUAAAAGUAGUGGCCGGUAUCGAAAUCUCGUUCACGCUGACAUCGAAAUCCGGUGGCGACGACAACGAUGAUGAGUUUGCAGAUCUUUACAUACUGAAAUGGACAUCUUUGAUGAUCCCACCAAUAGUGAUCAUGAUGACAAACCUUAUAGCUAUUGCAGUUGGGGUGAGUAGAACAAUAUACAGUGCUAUACCUCAGUGGAGCCGGUUAUUGGGCGGGGUGUUUUUUAGCUUUUGGGUUUUGGCCCAUUUGUAUCCUUUUGCAAAAGGGCUAAUGGGCCGAAGAGGGAGGACGCCCACUAUUGUUUUUGUUUGGUCUGGGCUUAUUGCCAUCACAAUAUCUCUUCUUUGGGUUGCUAUUAACCCACCUGCUGGUGCUGAUGAAAUUGGAGGGUCUUUCCAGUUUCCUUGAUGUUAUUAUUUUUGUUUUUGUUUUUGUGAAUUAGGAUUUAUAUUUGUUUUUAUGUUUCUAUACAUAUUCUUCAUUUCUUUGUAUUCUUCAUAGACAAUGGUGGUAAAGAGUUGUUGUCUUUUUAA
Molecule: messenger RNA, 3985 nt
Organism: Helianthus annuus (common sunflower)
Lineage: Eukaryota; Viridiplantae; Streptophyta; Magnoliopsida; Asterales; Asteraceae
Product: cellulose synthase-like protein D3
Exons: 3
Coding region: 435-3860 (1141 amino acids)
Biological process (GO): plant-type primary cell wall biogenesis; cellulose biosynthetic process
Cellular component (GO): trans-Golgi network; plasma membrane
Molecular function (GO): mannan synthase activity; cellulose synthase (UDP-forming) activity
Source: RefSeq, a predicted model, not a curated record